Petromyzon marinus (sea lamprey) is the source of this 2709-nucleotide messenger RNA. NCBI's taxonomy places the organism in Eukaryota, Metazoa, Chordata, Hyperoartia, Petromyzontiformes, Petromyzontidae. The record is from RefSeq and is a predicted model, not a curated record.
UGGCGUGGGGGGGGUGUAGACAAAAGUCGGCAGUCGAGGGGGAGCCGUGGACACAGCGGAGCGGCCCGGGACACUCUCGUAGCGUACAUAGACACAGACACUCACGUUACUCAUUCUCGCGUUCCGCUUAGAGCGUCGCUUUCCGCAUCGGCUUCGUUUGGUCUCUCUCUCUCUCGCUGAAGUCAACGUCGUCCACGUCAGUAAGCAUUGACGCGCGCAGUGCCAUGGCCCAGGAGACGAACCAGACGCAGGCGCCCGUCAUGUGCGCCAUGGGAUGUGGGUUCUACGGGAAUCCCCGCACCAGCGGCAUGUGCUCGCUGUGCUACAAGGAGCACCUUCAGAGGCAAAACUCCAGCGGACACCUGAGUCCGGCGGGCAUGAGCAGCGGCCUGGCGGACAGCGUAGCGUCACAGAUGGUGGAGGCGGCCUCCAGUUUGCCGAAGGACACGCUCUCUUCUGCGUCGUCGCCCUCAUCAGUUACAGCCAGCUCGAUGUCCGCCCCCGCCGCGCGACAGCCUUCGCCGGACUGCUUGCAGAUGACGUCCAUGAAUAUCAGCGAGAAGGAGGCGUGCACGGCGGAGGAAGACGGCGCGCAAGCAGCAGCAACGUCGUUGUCGUCCUCUGAGCUGGGGAAGCCGUCGGGCGAGGAGACGGAAGAGAAGGAGACCAAUGACAAGCAAAAGCCCAAGAAGAGCCGCUGUUUCUCCUGCCGCAAGAAGGUCGGCCUCACAGGCUUCCAGUGCCGUUGUGGGAACAUGUAUUGCGGGCUCCACCGCUAUUCGGACAAGCACGAAUGCCCGUACGACUACAGGUCCGAAGCGGCCGAGAAAAUCCGCAAGGAGAAUCCCGUCGUGGUCGGUCAGAAGAUCCAGAAGAUUUGAAAAACUCCCGACCAAUAAAAUAUAUAUAAAAAAAAAACACAAAUAACAAAAAAAACACGCGAAUUGAAAAAAAAGCAUUGGAUUUAUCGAAUUCCUUAACUUAAAACUGUAUUCCUGUUCCUGGUCAGACAGACGUCACAUUUUAGCGCCUUUAACAUUUGGGCAGUGAUCUGUCUUUGCUUGAACGACAUCUGGAUUUCUGCCCUUUCUGAAGGCUCGCCAUGGAGGUGUGUUAAACAUCGCAGCAAGCUCCGGAUAGGCUAAUCAGUAUUUGAGUGCUCCCAACUUGCUCGAUCCUGCCUGCAUCAGUCACUUGUAAAUAUUUCCUGCUGCCUGCAAAACUUUGUUCCUUUUUCUCUCACCGCUCAAGGGAGUUUUAUUUUGAUUUUUGUUAUCGUUUGUUGCUAUUUACAAACGUACGCUUGAUACAUUACACAUAAGCUUUUAUUUUAUUUUUUACUUUCGUCCCCCGAUUUCUCCGGCGCGACGUAGUUGGAUUGGUGGCUAGGCAAGUCGCGGGGAAGAAGGCGCGCAUGCGCGCCCCACCCCCCUUUCCGUUCUGCACAAUCUCGGCCAAAUCGCGGCGUCUUUCACUUACUUAUUUUGUUUUGCCCCCCCUCCCCUUUCCGUACGUUUGUCCGUGUUGUCGCUAGGUUUGAACUGUUCAGGUUGCAUCGUAAAGCUUGGAACAUUUCGGCCGAAAAAAAACGACGAGACCCAAACUGAGGAUGUUUUAACGCUGUGAUUAUUUGCGAGCUCAGUUUUCUUUUUGUUCGUUAAGGUCCGUUUUUUUUUUUUACAGGUCAAGAGAGACAAAUUCCUGGUUCAUAAUGAAUAAUUCGGUCGUCCUUGUGAAAAGUUUUUUUUGCGAGUGGUGCAUCACAUCUUUUAGGCCGUGCGUGUUUUCGGUCGUCAUUUUUUAAAUUCUGUGUUAAUCCUAACCACCACCCUGGCCCCGUAGCUUACAAAGUGGGAGACACGGGCUGCUUCAUGUACAUCGUGGUUUUUAUUAUUUUUGACGGCGUGCGUAAAUGCGUUCGCGGUUGCUGCGCGGUUGCGGGAGAGAGCGGGUAGAGCGUGUGGUUUAGUGUACUAUUAUUAUUUGGUUUGCUUCUCCAAACUAUUCAGCUGGACAAACAAAAACCAUCUAUCCUUGUAUUAUAUUGUAUAAUGCUAGAUUUUACUUGGUCAUUUUAUUGCUCUCCCCCUACCCUCCGUUUUUUCUUGCAUUAAGUGUGAAUGUUUUAAGCCGAUCGUCGAGCGGGGGCGGGACCGUUGGAUAUUUCACGGGCUUCUCCCUCUGGUGGCGGUCGGUGGAGGUGUGCGUGCAGUGUGUGUCGUGGGUUCGGGGGGGAGACAGCGGUUCGGGAGGGGGGAGAGUGGAACAGUUCGUGGGACGGUCGCAGAGUUGCUCGCGUGUUUAACCGGUCAUCGCAGCUGUUACUACUCCCUGCUGCGUUUGACAUCUUGCAAUUGUGACAACCAGACUACUACUACUACUACAACGUUGUAAACAUAUUAAAACAAAUGACCUCUUGGCACCCAUCCACCCGUGGGGGAUACGGUCAGCACAAAAUGUCUGUUCCCUGUUACCCCCCCCCCCCCCCCUUGCUCCUGCAGGCUACUUUUAAAUCUCUUGAACGUCUUGGCUUGACCCUGGUUACUGCACCCUCUCGCCCCUUGGUUUUCUACAGAGUUCUAUAUUUAUGUGUUUUGGGGAGGGAGGUGUGGAUGAUGAGGCUUGCCACGCUUGAAGAAGCCAGUGUGUCGGAUUUCCUUUUUUUUUCUUUCUCGGAUGAAAAUAAAAAUUUGAUUUUUAAUUACGGUA